Molecule: messenger RNA, 891 nt
Organism: Mycotypha africana
Lineage: Eukaryota; Fungi; Mucoromycota; Mucoromycetes; Mucorales; Mycotyphaceae
Exons: 4
Coding region: 1-591 (196 amino acids)
Source: RefSeq, a predicted model, not a curated record
AUGUUUCUCUUUCUUUUCCUUCUUUCUUUUGUUUCUACCCUUGCACCACUUUUUGAAGAUAUUGAAAACGAUGUUAUGUUUCGAUGGACUUCUGUUAGCGAUGAUGAGAAAAUCCUCAGUCCUAGACCUGAUGCAUCCAUUAAUAUUGUCAAUGGUGCAUCGCUUGGUCAACGUGUGGGUUGUGGUGAGGUCAAGCCUCAAUAUCAAGCUCUGAAUCACAAAGCAGUUGCCAAAGACCUCAUCCGUGUUGGCCAUCUGUUAAAGGAUGCUUCAGAUAAAAGCAAAAAAAAAAACGACAUUUGGGUUUGUGGUUGUAGUUUUUAUACUCUUUUUCGCACUCAAGAACAUCUCUACACGAUGUGCGAGAUUGAGCAUGUUCAGUUACCUGUAAUCCUGGCGGAUAUUCCUUUGUUCUUGGCUCAAGCGGACAAAAUUAUGACCAUUGCCGUAAGUUUUACGCAAGCUGCUAGACCAGAACAACACAACUAUGCCAAUAACCCACCAACCCUUACCGAUCACGAAUUGCUUGCAAUUAUCGAUCGUAGAACGUCUCGUAAACGUAGGUCCAUAACGAGCCAUUAUGCUCAUUAAUUAACAUUAAUUCAACCAUAUAAAUAAAGUAUAAUUCUACAUAUUCUUCUUUUGCAUUCCAUGAAUCCUAUGCCCUCCCUUUUUUCAUGGUUUAUAACUUUUUCGUUCCAAUCGUUCAUGAAAACGAUGUUCUAAUCCUUUUAAAUGGUAAUGGUAAAGUGCCGUGUCACGUAAUCCUUCCCCAGUCAUUAGGAAAAUAUUUUCCAACGAAUACCCGCAUUCAGCUCUCCUGUUUAAACUGUUUCUAAGUGAGAACACAAAUAUUUUCAAUUGGCAAAUUUAAAAUAAAUAUUAGAAUUC